Messenger RNA from Hypoxylon fragiforme, 553 nucleotides. RefSeq names its product dolichol phosphate-mannose biosynthesis regulatory protein. Gene Ontology annotation, molecular function: enzyme regulator activity. The transcript has 3 exons. NCBI's taxonomy places the organism in Eukaryota, Fungi, Ascomycota, Sordariomycetes, Xylariales, Hypoxylaceae. The record is from RefSeq and is a predicted model, not a curated record. Bases 229 to 501 code for a protein of 90 amino acids. Gene Ontology annotation, biological process: GPI anchor biosynthetic process. Gene Ontology annotation, cellular component: dolichol-phosphate-mannose synthase complex; endoplasmic reticulum membrane.
AGCAAUUGAAGCAGCAAGAUUUAAAUUUCUGGACAGGUAGACUAUCUUCACCUCAACCAAAAUAUCCACCAAAAAAAAUAAAAGUAAACUCUCACAAAGAAGCCACCAUAUCAAUCGUCUCUCACACUAGGUUACUUACUUACCUCCCCAGCUCCCUACUCUAGGUAUCUACCUACCUAGUCUAAUACCUAAUAUUUAACGUGUUCUUACACCACUCUAUAAUCGAUCAUGCUCGGCACCCUCGUAGGCCUCGCCAUGCUCGUGGCCGCCUCCGUCGUGUUUCUGUACUACUCGCUCUGGACGUUGGCAAUGCCCUUCGUCGACUCAGACCACCCCCUGCACGCCUUCUUCCCCCCGCGCGUCUGGGCCAUCCGCCUGCCCGUGAUCCUCGUCCUCCUCGGCUGCGCCGUCGUCGGCUCCUUCCUCAGCGUCGUCAUGAUCCGCAGCAACCGGAAGAAGGCCGCCAAGGCCAAGGCUGCCGCUUCCAAGAAGAAGGCGUAGAUGAAUAAAUCCGUUUUUUUUCGUCUGUCUGUCUGUCUGUCUGUCUGUCUGU